AUGUCCAACGGACGCAUCGUGUCGGCCAUGCUCGGUACGUGCUGCCACGAUGAGCUCCACCGUGCAAUCGAGCCGUUCGCGGCUCGGAUGAGCAAGAUCAGCAAGGCUCAAGGCUCUUCCAUACCCACCAAGAUCAAGAAGGUGGACAAGGCUGAAACCACGAAGAACUAUGUGACGAAGGCUACUCUGACCUCUAAGACUACAAGCGACCAGGGCCCAGACGUAGGUGCUUCCCGAAAGUCCAAGCGCCCGCAAAAAAAGAAGGUGUGGCUGGAGGAAGACAACGCCCCUCAGGAUGAAGCUGAAGUGUCAGCUGAUGAGGAUGACAAAAUGGUAGAUGGCGACCAAGAGGAGCAUGAGGAGGCUGAGAAUGCAUGGAAGGAGAGGCAUGAUGAGGAGGAGGAAGAGGAGGAGGAGGAGGAGGAGGAGGAGGAGGAGGAGGAGGAGGAGGAGGAGGAGGAGGAGGAGGAUGUGGAGGAGGAGGAUGAUGAUGAGGAGGAGGAGGAGGAGGAGGAGGAGGAGGAGGAGGAGGAGGAGGAGGAGGAGGAGGAGGAGGAGGAGGAGGAGGAGGAAGACAAGGUGGAUGAGGCGGAUGUGGAGGCUGCACAAAAGCAGGAGGAUGCGGAUGGGGAGGCAGAAAAUAGUAAUGAGGAAGCGGAUGAGCCUAAACGUGGUGUCCGUGCGUGUGGCUUUGAAGAGUUGCUUGAAGAGCAAUGCGAAGCUGAAGAUGACGAGGCCGAGGAGGACGAAGCAGUGGCUGAGGCACGAGCUCUGCUACGUGGGAACAAGAAGGCGCUUUCCGACCUCAAGAAGACUCCAUGUGGAGCUCAGAAGGAAGUCAAGGGUGGUGCCAAAAAGGCGUGCCCUGAAAUUUCUGCCAUCCGCCCUGCACCUGUCAAGAAUUCUAAAGCCAGCUGCCUGCUACUGCACCUUGCCCUGCAACCUGGCAUUUCUCUAGCAAGUUCUCUGCCAUAUCCUGAAGUCAUGUACCCUAAUAGCUUUUCCAUGUCUUUCCUCUCCCCAGCACUCACCCUCAUUUCCCACCCUCUUCCCCCCUCUGUAGUUUCCUUACCCUCCCCUCCCCACCAGCACCUAUCACUGCACCUACACCAUUCAUUUGCAGGUCCUCGACCCCCCCCUCCUAAACCCUCUACUCCCCCUCCUAAACCCUCUGCCCCCCCUCCUAAACCCUCUGCCCCCCCUCCUAAACCCUCUGCCCCCCCUCCUAAACCCUCUACCCCCCCUCCUAAACCCUCUACCCCUCCUCCUAAACCCUCUACCCCCACUCUUUAA
This is a messenger RNA of Closterium sp. NIES-65, 1293 nucleotides long. Lineage: Eukaryota; Viridiplantae; Streptophyta; Zygnematophyceae; Desmidiales; Closteriaceae. The record is from the annotation of a GenBank genome assembly.